This is a messenger RNA of Aricia agestis (brown argus), 2091 nucleotides long. RefSeq names its product esterase FE4-like. Lineage: Eukaryota; Metazoa; Arthropoda; Insecta; Lepidoptera; Lycaenidae. The transcript has 6 exons. Bases 298 to 2091 code for a protein of 597 amino acids. The record is from RefSeq and is a predicted model, not a curated record.
GCCACCAAAAGACUGUAUUCUAUUCAAGGUCAACUUUCUCCGCCAUUUUUUAUAGACAGCGUUGUAUCGCCAGUUUCAACUUGUCUUUAGAAGUGAACACGCGGUCGGUUUUCUGGGAUAUGGUGAUAUUACAAAAUUAGAAAAUAAUACAGAUUUUGAGUGCGAAUUUAUCUAGAACACUGCAUUAUUUCGAAAUGUGACACUACAUUAUUGUUUUAAAAAAAACUAGUAGUACCGUACUUAAAUUAAGACACUUCUCAUAAACAGCAUCAUUUGGGAUUUCUACGUUUUACAAAAAUGGCAAACCGAAGGACACUACUGGUGUUCCGGAACAUCAAUGACACAUUGAGUAUCAAGAAUAUAAAAAAAGCUGAAAAUCAAGCAGACCCUUUACCACCUGAAAACAACAUUUUAGAUGCAGAAGAUCAGCUAAACCAGCAAGUACAUGACUAUUGUUCAGAUGACAGCGUUAAGUAUCCGAAACGUUUUACCAUGUAUCACGCCAUAAUAUUCCUGGUGGCCCUUAAGCUUACUGCUUCUGAAGACUACCUGGAGCUGAAUAUAAAGCAGGGACCUAUUAGGGGCUACCAGGCUGCCGAGGGAGUGUUUGUCUUCCGAGGAAUACCAUACGCCACUGCACCUACUGGACGAGAUAAGUUUAAAGCACCCCUUCCACCACCAACAUGGAGUGAACCAUUCGAGGCAACUGAAACUGAAAUAUCUUGUCCUCAACUGUAUUCGAAAAGAUACAAGCAUACAAACAAAAGAGAGGAUUGCCUGAUAACUAACAUCUACGUUCCUGCUGUUAAACGAGAGAAACUACCAGUCGUCGUCAUCAUACACGGAGGCGCUUACCAGUAUGGUUAUGGUGAUUACAAACUACCCACACAGUUGGUAAAAAGUAACAAAGUCAUCGCUCUCAAUUUCAAUUACCGCGUUGGAGCUAUGGGCUUUCUCUGCCUGGGAACUAAAGACGUCCCGGGAAAUGCUGCGAUGAAGGAUCAGAUAGCACUAUUACGCUGGGUUCAGGAGAACAUUGAAUCCUUUGGAGGAAAUCCCAAUGACGUUACACUGUACGGGUGUAGCGCUGGAGGAUCUUCUGUGGAUUUGCAUCUCCUCUCGAGAACCUCACGAGGUUUGUUUCAUAAAGCGAUACCGCAGAGUGGCGCCAACGUUGCAGCAUUCAGUAUCCAACCGGACCCAAUUGAAAACGCUCAGAACUAUGCUCGCCAGUUAAACUUCACUGAAGUUGACGAUAUAGACGCAUUGGAGGAAUUUUACAGAAAUGCUCCCUAUUCAGUUCUGACUUCGAUUAAUGUAUUGGAAAAUCGCAACUCCUCAGUUGUAUUCACUCCUUGCAUUGAACGUGACGUUAGACAGGAGAUGUUCCUAGAUAAGGACCCGACGUACAUCUUGGAGACCGGAGACUACGAGAGAGUACCCAUCCUUUACGGAUUCACGGACAUGGAGGGCCUACUACGAUUAUCUUACUUCAAACGAUGGAGUCAUUUCAUGAACAAAAAGUUUUCAGACUUCUUGCCAGAAAACCUCGAGUUUAGAAAUGCGAAACAAAAGGAAAAAGUGGCGGGACGAGUGAAGAAAUUUUACUUCGGCAAUAAUACAGUCAAUGAGAAUACUAUCGUGAACUAUAUUCAUUACUUGGGUGACAUAACGUUCUCCUAUGGGAUGCUGAGUUCUGUUAAGCUGCAAGCGAAAGCUGGUAAUGAUAACGUAUUCUUCUACGAGUAUUCAUUCUGUAAUAACAAAACUCAGUACAAUUUCACUGGAGCGGGCCACUGUGCUCAGUCCAAUGCUGUUCUGGAUGAACCUGGCGAAGAAGAUUUCCCGGAAGAUUACCAGAACAUGAAGAGAACUCUAAGAGAAUUGUGGCUAAACUUUAUUGUAACUGGAUCGCCAGUUUCAAAUGGAUCAGAUCUGAGUUGGCCGUCGUCGAGGAGUAAUAGGAGCCCGCAUAUGUCCAUCAACAGUAAUCUAAUAUUACGGGACACGUUUUCGGACGACAAACGAGCCCGAUUCUGGGACAGAAUAUACAGAAGAUACCAGCGAAGGCCAGUUCCACCUACUUUCUAA